UCAUCAUCAUGAAAAUGGAGAUACAAGAAACUUGGAACUUUUGAUUCUCUAAAAAUAAACCAAAUCUAAACUUUCUCUCUCCAUGUUUAUUUUUUUCUUCUCCAUCCUCAUCACUUUCUCAUCUCAGUUGUUCUGAAAAUUUAUUUUUCAUCCUCAUCUUCUUCAUCCUCCUCCUAGGAUAAUGAUAAAUUCCGUGUGUAUUGUAUGAGUUUCAGAGAAUCUCAAUUAAUCUGAUAAAAAAAAACGAAGACACAAUUAACCUGAUUUCUAAUUAUCGGUUUGAGUCUUCGAGUUAAUUUGCUAUUUUUCCUGUUCCUCUUUCUCUUUGUUUAUAAUUUGAUUAUUUGUUAAUAAUUUAGUUCUAAUUGUUAAUUGUUGUUUAAUUGAGUUAAAAUGGUUAACAUGAUUAAUCCAUUAUGUGUUUUAUUAUUAUUUUGUCAAACACUAUUACAUUUACCAAUUGUAUCCACAUUUCAACUGAAUAAUAUAUUAAAUCCAAAUUACCAACAACCAGAAACAAUCAAAGGCGAUACAAGAUUGACAAUUAACAGGAGAAUCAGACAAGUUGAAGAUAAUUCAACAACCAAGUUAACUGAUCAGAUUAUUGAAACGACAACCAAAUUAAUGGAAAAUAGUGAAAUAUCAACAUCGAUGUAUGAAUAUGAAGACGAGGACGAAAAAGAUUUACCAACGACAAUAUCAUCAAUAAAUGAGAAGACGAAAACUGCACCAGAGAAAAAAAGAUCAACAAAAGAUAAACUUGACGCUUUUCUUGCUGGACCUUUGAUUAUUGUUGGGGCCAUUUCGUUAGUGUCUUUAUGCCUUUUCCUUUUGUACGUUUGCAAAUAUCGAUCGACGGGCUCGCGUGUCGAUUUCACCAUACCAACAGCUUAAUGAUUGUGAUUUCAUCAAUAAAAUUAAAACAUAAAAAUAUGUUAUUGUAGAUAAA
Panonychus citri (citrus red mite) is the source of this 949-nucleotide messenger RNA. RefSeq lists its product as uncharacterized. NCBI's taxonomy places the organism in Eukaryota, Metazoa, Arthropoda, Arachnida, Trombidiformes, Tetranychidae. The record is from RefSeq and is a predicted model, not a curated record. The transcript has 2 exons. Bases 394 to 894 code for a protein of 166 amino acids.